GCGCGGGAGCGGGGCGCGGGCGGCGCGGCGGCGGCGCCCCCCCGCGGGGCAAUAUGUUCAAGAGAAUGGCCGAGUUCGGGCCUGACUCCGGCGGCAGGGUGAAGGGCGUUACCAUCGUGAAGCCGGUGGUGUACGGGAACGUGGCGCGGUAUUUCGGGAAGAAGCGCGAAGAGGACGGGCACACGCACCAGUGGACGGUUUACGUGAAGCCGUACAGGAACGAGGAUAUGUCUGCCUAUGUGAAAAAAAUUCAGUUCAAGUUGCACGAAAGCUACGGUAAUCCUUUAAGAGUCGUUACCAAACCACCCUAUGAAAUCACUGAAACGGGCUGGGGAGAAUUUGAAAUAAUCAUCAAGAUAUUUUUCAUUGAUCCAAAUGAAAGACCUGUAACCUUGUAUCACUUGCUAAAGCUUUUCCAGUCUGAUACCAAUGCCAUCCUGGGAAAGAAAACUGUAGUUUCUGAAUUCUAUGAUGAAAUGAUAUUUCAAGACCCCACUGCAAUGAUGCAGCAGCUGUUAACAACGUCUCGCCAGCUCACGCUAGGUGCUUAUAAGCAUGAAACAGAGUUUGCAGAUCUUGAAGUGAAAACCAGGGAAAAGCUGGAAGCUGCCAAAAAGAAAACUAGUUUUGAAAUUGCUGAGCUUAAGGAAAGACUAAAAGCAAGUCGUGAAACCAUCAAUUGUUUAAAGAAUGAAAUCAGGAAACUUGAAGAAGAUGAUCAGUCUAAAGAUAUGUGAUGAGUGUUGACUUGAGACAGAGCCUAUACUGAAAAUGGAAGGACUUCAAUGAGGGGUUGCGUGUGUUCUCUCUGGUUCUGUAACUGAGACACUGUGGAUUCCACUUGCAAAUGAUUGAAGUACGUGGCAAUCAACUUCAUCAAUGGAAGAAAAAUGAAAGAAUGUAUCCUGUUUUGUAGUUAAAGUCUAUGGGUACUUAAUGAUUUAUUUCAAGUAGAGGGAUCUUGGACUACUUUUUAAUUCUUUUUUUUCAAGCUGCAUUUGAGUGGUGUAUGGAAACUUUGUAUUGUCUUGGAUUAGUUCAAUGUGAUUUUACAAAAUGCUGGUGUUUACUUUUUUUACUUGUUUUUUCUACUGAUUGUUUAGAGAUGCAUCUUUAAAGCUGAAAAUAAAAUAGGCAUUUUUUAUUUUAAUAUUUUUUUGUCUCUGUCCCGUUGUGGGCUUCAAGAACAAUUGUAAAUAGAAUACCCUGAUUUAAGGCAGAAGUCGAAAUACAGU
Molecule: messenger RNA, 1235 nt
Organism: Colius striatus (speckled mousebird)
Lineage: Eukaryota; Metazoa; Chordata; Aves; Coliiformes; Coliidae
Gene: YEATS4
Product: YEATS domain containing 4
Exons: 7
Coding region: 54-737 (227 amino acids)
Biological process (GO): regulation of DNA-templated transcription
Source: RefSeq, a predicted model, not a curated record